GUGCGGGAGGAGGAAAGAGGGAAAAGGACAAAUGGUGUGUGUGUCAUUAUCAGGGGUAACCACGGUGGAGUGCAAACACUCAGUAGUUGUAGUCAAGGCUUAAUUAAGUUGAUGAGUGGUGUUAGACUGAAUGAGCAGGUUUUUUACCACAUGUUAGUGGGAACACUUGAUAGGUUUUGUUUGUGUGUUGGUGCUACUUGUUUCUUGUGUUUACAUGUUAGUUUAUAAUUAGACUGAGUUCAAAGUGUUAUGAGCGACAAUUUAGUCUUGUAUGGCUGAAUCCUGUCCCUUGACCCUUAAUUCAUCAAUAUAAUCUUUAAACAAAUAUAUUUACCUUAAGUAAUAUUCUUAAAGUCACGCUACCCAUAUUAUUUGGCAGAUGAUAACCCUGUAUGCGAUAACGGUGCCUUAUAAGACUUGGUAAAUAAACUACUAAUUUUACUCUCUGGUUUAAGUGAUCAACAAUUAAUUCUACUUUGAGGUAUAAUUAACCAACAUUAUUAAGGAGUGCCCAUGCCAGGCACGACAUUAAGAAUAUUUUUCUGUUGACCAGCAGACUUACUAUAGUCAAACCAUUUCAAAAUGUCUGUUGAGGCAGUGGCUUCUGCAGGUCCUUUCCUCCCUUCUGCUUUGCCACACAGUUCCAGUUACCUAUUUCCUCUGUUUCCUGUCCCGUCUUUCACAAACUGGGCACCUGUAAUGCACCCCUACUUGAUUUACAUUUCUCAGCCCUGAGCAUCUCUUUGUGGCACCACUUAACACUCCCUGUGCACAGGGCAGAGUUAGUAGCCAUUUCUCUUCCACACCAACUACCUUCCUGUAUAUAUGAUUUCUCAGUAAUUACUUAUUUGUUGUGCUGUAUUAGCUGUUACGUUCUACAUCAAGCUGUAAUAUCUACCCAAGCUGCAGGUUAAUCCAAUAAAAAAAAAGUGAAUGACUAAGUCAUGUGUUAUUAUUCCCAAGCUCCAUUGGCAAUGGCGAGUACACAUUAUAUAACUGAAGCAUAUUACACAUUCAUUGAACACAAUUAAAACUAACUACCCUAAUCAAAUUAAAUCUAACCUAACCUGAUCUGACCUAAUUGAACUAAAUAUAAGGUAACCUGGCCUUAAUGCCUGCUCCCAAAAUUAAAUAAAUGGAAAUAAAUAUGAUAUCAAUUUGCAAAAUAUAUCUGAGGAACAAAAAGAGAAAGAAUGACAAGAAUUGAACUAUGAAACAAGAAUUGUUGGCUUCAAGAUGACCUCAACUGACUAAGAAUGACAAUUAAGAUCUACGCAAUGUGACAGGUCAGAAUUGAGUCUUGAAAAUGAUUUCUGAUGAUGAAGGAUGACAUGAUCUACUGAAUGACAACAAUUGCCUGCUUUGAAAAUUACCUCAGCUGAAAUAAUAUUGCAUGCAUUUAACCUUUUUACAUCCCUCUCCAACAUCCUAUUCCAUUCGGUCACAACUGUUACCAUAAUCCCCUUUUCUCUCUUAUAUACAUCACUCAAGUAGCAUGUGCUCAAUCAUAUCGUCACCCCCCCUUUCACCCAUACAUGAAUGUCACACCUUUCUUCCCCCCAUCAGGCACCCGUGCUCACACCUGCCUCUCCCUUGUCCAUCGCCCUUGCCAGGCCGGCCCCCAGGACUUGCCUCUCCUGAGCACUGUCAAACCUCUUCCUUAGCUCCCUCAUCUCACUCCUCAAUGCACGUAUUAUGCAUUCCUGAGCCUCUAACUUCCUCUCGUACCCACACACAUAGCAUACGUUGUUCACCUCUAACCCACACCUCUUUGCCGCGCCUGACAACUACCCCAGUUCUAAAAUCUUGACCGUCGUUAUUUCCUGCACGGCAACCUCCUCUCCGGCCAAUACUCACUAGUCUUCCCCAUCUUAGCUUGGCUGUACGGACUUGAGGAAAUACUGACUCGCGGUAGUUUUCGUCUCUGGCGCCGUUUUUUUGCAAUCACCUUCCUUGAUCCUGAUUGGCUGUCUUUUUUGUUUCACUGAUUUCCAUUGGUUGCAUCCACUUCAGCUGGUGAGCUGCCCGCCCUCUACCGCCUCACUCGUGAACCAUAGGGCUGACCCUUAGCACGCCGCGGCGACCGCGCUGUGCAUCGCUGCGGAGGACGGUCCUAGCGCGGAGCAAACUUGCGACGCGACCCGUGACUUACAACCGUCUCCGGGGAUAAGUUACCACCACCUUUGAGCAUCCGGCGCCUGGCCUCUAUCAAUCCCACUCUAUAAAGACAUACAAAACCCAUAGCCUCGAUCCCUUCUCAGGACUCCUGUGACAUCAAGAUCAAGGUCAAGAUCAACGGAAGUAAACAGAGGAACGCUACAGAGUCUGCCACGCCGCCCACGCCCACCCAGUGCCCCCACGCCCACCCAGUACCCCCACGCCUCCACGCCCACACAGUGCCUCCAUGCCCACCCAGUACCCCCACGCCUCCACGCCCACACAGUGCCCCCACGCCCACCCAGUACCCCCACGCCUCCACAGUGCCUCCACGCCCACCCAGUACCCCCACGCCUCCACAGUGCCUCCACGCCCACACAGUGCCUCCACGCCCACCCGGUGCCCCCACGCCUCCACGCCCAUCCACCACCCUUGGUGCUGGUGCAGCAGCGAGGGUCUGAGGCGAGUGCCGUGCUCCGUCCUCACUGCCGCUGACUUCUGUUGCAGUGGAGGCUGCAGGGCCGGGCAGCAGCCUGAGGGGCCAGGACCAGCAGGAGCAGCCUGCCACUGCUGUGAGGAUCAGUGCCAGACCAUGCACUACAGUACAGUGCAAUUCCUUCAUCAUAUUUUGUGCCAAAGAAAAAAUUCAGUGCCAUAA
Molecule: messenger RNA, 2815 nt
Organism: Eriocheir sinensis (Chinese mitten crab)
Lineage: Eukaryota; Metazoa; Arthropoda; Malacostraca; Decapoda; Varunidae
Exons: 2
Coding region: 2405-2815 (136 amino acids)
Source: RefSeq, a predicted model, not a curated record